GUUUGUUGUGGUUAGUUAUUCCAUUCUUCUCAUGGAAAAAACUAAGUCACUGCAUUCUGCUUUUUCUUUAAGUAUUGUGGUUUGUUGUGUUUAGUUAUUCCAUUCUUGUCAAGGAACAAAAAAAGUGUCCCUGACAUUUUUGGAGCUUUCGAGGUUAAGUUAGUGCUCUGAAUCAGAGGAGGUGAUUUAGAAUGAGUAUGAAACAGAGGUCGAAUUCAAGGAAAUUUCACCACAGAUGGAAGAGGAAGUUUUCUACUCUUAUAUUGCUCGUUUUUUGUUUUUUAAUCUUUGCAUUGAUGGAGUCACAGUGCAGUAGAAUCAAAAUGCUGAAGCUGAUCAAGCCGAGUAUGCAAAAGCCGAAAAUUGCUUUCCUUUUUCUAGCUCGAAACCGGAUUCCACUCGACAUGGUCUGGGAUGAAUUCUUUCGGGGUGAUGCAGAGAAUAGCUUUUCGAUUUACGUUCAUUCGAGGCCUGGAUUCGUGUUGAACACUAAAACAACAAGAUCAACGUUCUUCUUGAACCGCCAAAUCAAUGAUAGUAUACAGGUAGAUUGGGGAGAAGCAAGCAUGAUCGAGGCAGAGCGUAUUUUGCUUCGACACGCGCUGAUGGAUCCUUCUAAUACGCGAUUUUUGUUCCUUUCGGAUAGCUGCAUACCUUUGUACAAUUUCAGUUAUACAUAUGACUAUAUAAUGUCUGCUUCGACUAGCUUUGUCGAUAGCUUUGCUGACACAAAAGAAGGACGUUACAAUCCGAAAAUGCAUCCGGUGGUUCCUGUCGACACCUGGCGAAAAGGAUCUCAGAAAAGAUCUUUGCCUGAAUUUUGGAGGGAAAGUUCUCCGCCUACAGAUGCAUCUAAGGAACAUAAUUGUAUACCAGAUGAACAUUAUGUUCAGACUUUGCUUAAUCAAAAAGGCUUGGAAAAAGAGAUUACUCGAAGGUCAUUGACUUAUAGUUCUUGGGACUUCUCGUCUAGUCGAGAUCCUCAGAGGCGAGGAUGGCAUCCGGUGACUUAUAGAUUAGCCGAUGCUACCCAAAACCUUAUACAAUCGAUUAAGGCCAUAGAUAACAUCUACUACGAAACCGAGUAUAGAAGAGAAUGGUGCAAUAGUAAGGGGAAACCUUUGAAGUGCUUCCUUUUCGGGAGGAAGUUUACACGGCCAGCCGCUCUACGGCUUCUUAAUAUGAUAUGUUGGUCGGUUUUGGUAGUUGGAGGCCCAUUAAACGGUCAGUGGGUGGAUUGUGAGAGGCAGUUACAAUUAGUUAAUUCUCGAGCCACGUGUCCGCUUCUCCGUAAUCGCGGAAGCAAAAUUAUGGGGAGCUCCGCCGUGGUCGGCGAUUGUGUCAGUACCGCCCAAGACACGGCGGGGAAGGGGGCCACGGCCCACCGCCGGUGGGUGUUUUGUCUUGUUGUGGGCCCCGCUUCGAACGAAAUGCUCACACGCUUCUGA
Striga asiatica is the source of this 1448-nucleotide messenger RNA. The record is from the annotation of a GenBank genome assembly. NCBI's taxonomy places the organism in Eukaryota, Viridiplantae, Streptophyta, Magnoliopsida, Lamiales, Orobanchaceae.